Capsella rubella is the source of this 1556-nucleotide messenger RNA. Its product is annotated as proline-rich receptor-like protein kinase PERK9. NCBI's taxonomy places the organism in Eukaryota, Viridiplantae, Streptophyta, Magnoliopsida, Brassicales, Brassicaceae. The coding region runs from base 41 to 1255 and encodes 404 amino acids. The transcript has a single exon. The record is from RefSeq and is a predicted model, not a curated record.
UGCCACACUAACAUCGUACUACAUUUCGAAUAGAAACAUAAUGUCUAACGUUCGUCCAUGGUUCCGUCUCUCUAGCAUCGCUAGGCCUACAUCACAAGGCUCAAGCGACCCACCUCCACCUCAACCUCAACCUCAACCUCAAACCCGACAAACCCCUCGUCGUCCGGUCAUAGUCAGACCACCGCCAAGACAACCGUCGUCACCUCCACGUCAGCGACAACCUCCUUCACCUCCACGUCAGCAGCAACAGCCUCCUUCCCCUCCACGUCAGCAGCAACAGCCUCUUACCCCUUCACGUCAGACGAAGGCUCCUCCACCUUCACCUCCUCAAGAGCGGUCCCCAUAUCAGUCACCUCCAAGCCGCCACAUGUCACCACCGACCCCACCAAAGGCUGCUACGCCGCCGCCGCCACCACCUCGGUUGUCAUACACGCCGCCACCAUCUCCCAAGGAGGUCCAAGAAGCCUUACCCCAGCGAAAACCAAAAUCACCACCGAGUCCAGCUCAUUCAAGUCGGUCUUCAACGUCUGAGUCAGUGAAAACUCGGUCUGUAACAUCUGAUUCAGAGAAUCAUCGGAAAGCACCAUCACCAAGAGUACUCUCUCCUUACUCUCUUCCACCUGCUCAGUUACAUUCGGAACGUGACACCACUCAGAAAAACAUCCUCACUGCCGAGAAAACAAGCCAACUCCAUGAAUCAAAUCAUCAUAGCUAUAACCACAACAACAACCACAACCACAACCAGAACUAUAACCAGAACCAUAACCAAAACCAAAACCAUAACUAUCAAGGCAACAACCCCCGGAAGAUGCAUCGCCAACCAUCUUCGUCCGAUUCUGAGAGCAUAAUGGGAACACGUGUCAUCACAAUUGCAGGUGAAAACAAAGGUGCUGUAAUGGAGAUCCUGCGAUCUCCUCCAAGCAACAAAACCGGAGGUUCAGGAACACAUACCUCUAAGGUUUUUCACGGCACCGGAGAGAAAGGACGGAAACUUCAAAGCAGCAGCAGUAGCAGUAGCGACGAAGGAGAAGGAAAGAAGAAAACGACGAAGAACCCUAACAUCAAUGGCAAUAGUAACCUCCCGAUGAAAGCUUUUAUGAACAGUAACGUGCAGAUGAUAAACAACUCCAUUGUUUACAACUCGACGGCGUCUCAUCACGAUCCCGGCGUUCAUCUUAAAAUCUCCCGGAAACCUGGCUCCGACAAUGGUUUCCACGUCAACGAUUACGGUAAUAAUCGCGGAUAUACCGACUGAUGAAAUAUCAAAAAUAUCUCACCUUUGCGAAUAUUAAAAAAAAAAAGAACAAAACAAACAAAAAAACACUAAAGGUUUUGCAAUAAAUUCAAUUUUAUUAAAAUAAAGAAGAAAAGAAAGAAUAAAGAAAAAACAUGAGUGGGUUUGACUGGAUUCUGAUUCUUUUAUAAAGCUUAUAGAAACCUCUCAUUCGUUUGAAGGCUUUGAUUCGUUUCUUGAAACGGUCUUUUCUAAUUUCUUGUAACGCCCUUUGUUUCUCUGUUACAUGGAUCAAUGAGAUUAUCAAUUACUUUACUAUACA